Molecule: messenger RNA, 357 nt
Organism: Saccharomyces eubayanus
Lineage: Eukaryota; Fungi; Ascomycota; Saccharomycetes; Saccharomycetales; Saccharomycetaceae
Gene: GAT4
Product: Gat4p
Exons: 1
Coding region: 1-357 (118 amino acids)
Biological process (GO): regulation of DNA-templated transcription
Molecular function (GO): zinc ion binding; sequence-specific DNA binding
Source: RefSeq, a predicted model, not a curated record
AUGUCCACUAGGCUUCCAACCGUGAUUUCAAAUGGAACAGCGUUUAAAAAAAUCCCCGUGCAACUGUUGCUGAAUAGCGGGUCUACAGCACCAACUGCUUUCCCUGACUCUAUUCCAGCCCGCCCAAGAACCGGUAUCACUAGGACUUGCGGGCAAUGCGGGGAAAUCAAAACUUCACUGCAGUGGAGGGAGGGCCCCAAUGGCGCCGCCUGCUUGUGCAAUGCAUGCGGAUUGUUCUUUAGAAAACUAACGUUGCGGUUCGGUAGAGCAGCGGCUAAAACAUACAUGGAGCAAAUCAAGGGAACGGCCGCCAAGAGAAGAAUCCCCAAGGAACUCACCGGAACGGUCAGAUUUUAA